UCAACCAAGCAAGCAGUCAAGCUGCUAGAGGUAGCUCCCAGCCACUACAUACAGCAUCCAUCCAGCUAAAGCCUAGCAGCUCACUCGUGCCAUGAACACUCGAGGCAGUGGCAGCAGCAGCGGCGGCGGCAACCCGACCCUCAUGGCCUUCUCCGAGCAUCCAAAGCCGGCGUCGGGCCAGCCGCAGCCGUCCCCGCCGUCGUCGCCGAGCGAGCGGCCGCCAGCGGGGCGCGGCCGCCGGCGCGCGCAAGAGCCCGGGCGGUUCCUGGGCGUGCGUCGCCGGCCGUGGGGCCGGUACGCGGCGGAGAUACGCGACCCGACGACCAAGGAGCGGCAUUGGCUGGGCACGUUCGACACCGCGCAGGAGGCGGCGCUGGCCUACGACCGCGCCGCGCUGUCCAUGAAGGGCGCGCAGGCGCGCACCAACUUCGUGUACACGCACGCCGCUUACAACUACCCCCCGUUCCUGGCGCCGUUCCACGCGCAGCCGUCGUCGUACGCGCACGCGCCGUCGUCCGUGCAGUACGGCGGCGCGGGCGCGCCGCACAUUGGCUCGUACCACCACCACCACCACCACUACCAGGCUUCGGCGGCGGGGUCCGGCGGCGCCUCCUCGUCGUCGGGGGAGUGCUCGGUGCCGGUGGCCGUGGAUCGCGCCGACGGCACGCUGCUGAUGGACCGCAACGGGCACGACUUCCUGUUCGCGAGCGCGGACGACAACUCCGGGUACCUGAGCAGCGUGGUCCCGGAGAGCUGCCUCCGGCCGCGGAGCAGCGCUGCGGCGGUGGAGGACCUGCGUCGGUACUCGGACGCGGACGCCUACGGGAUGGGGAUGGGGCUCCGGGAGGACGUCGACGACCUGGCGCAGAUGGUGGCCGGGUUCUGGGGCGGCUCCGGCGGCGACGCGGACCAGCUGUGCGGCCCGUCCGGCGGCGGGGACAUGGUGGCGUCGUCGCAGGGGUCGGACGGCUACUCGCCCUUCAGCUUCCUCUCCCACUGAUGAUGAGCUGCCGCGCGCGCAUUGCAUUGCUUUGCUCUCAAUUAGUUUGCUUGUGAUGAUGAUCGAUCUUGAUUCCUGGUUGUUUCGAGCGCUCGAUCAGUGAGUGAGUAGUAUAGAUCAGUGUUAACUAGCAUUUAGCCAUCAGCAGCAGUAGUAGAGAAAGACGAUCUAGUGGCUUGGCGCCCUAGUUUGUCGUUCAUCAUGUACUUUUAGGCUCUUCAUUCGAUCAGUCGUCUUCUAGUACUACUACCAGUACGUACGGAGUUUCAUCUUUCAUGCAUGGAUGAUGGACAUUCCU
Messenger RNA from Panicum virgatum (switchgrass), 1298 nucleotides. RefSeq names its product ethylene-responsive transcription factor FZP-like. The transcript has a single exon. The coding region runs from base 92 to 1000 and encodes 302 amino acids. The record is from RefSeq and is a predicted model, not a curated record. Gene Ontology annotation, molecular function: DNA binding; DNA-binding transcription factor activity. Gene Ontology annotation, biological process: regulation of DNA-templated transcription. NCBI's taxonomy places the organism in Eukaryota, Viridiplantae, Streptophyta, Magnoliopsida, Poales, Poaceae.